Penicillium verhagenii is the source of this 1353-nucleotide messenger RNA. It is a transcript of the gene atfA, whose product is annotated as bZIP transcription factor atfA. The coding region runs from base 1 to 1353 and encodes 450 amino acids. NCBI's taxonomy places the organism in Eukaryota, Fungi, Ascomycota, Eurotiomycetes, Eurotiales, Aspergillaceae. Gene Ontology annotation, molecular function: DNA-binding transcription factor activity, RNA polymerase II-specific; RNA polymerase II cis-regulatory region sequence-specific DNA binding. The transcript is spliced from 2 exons. The record is from RefSeq and is a predicted model, not a curated record. Gene Ontology annotation, biological process: regulation of transcription by RNA polymerase II.
AUGCUGACUCGCCUUUCAGACUCGCAAUCUUCAGGGAAGGACCAGAAGCCCGAUUCGCAAAACUCGCUGGCGCCACCACGACGCCCUGCCGGCGCCCCUAGUGAUACCCCGGAUUACUUCAACUCCGUGCAUAACCCUUUCUCGCUGGAGCCCAACCCAUUCGAGCAAUCAUUCAGCAGUAACCCCGGCGACACCCCCGGCAAGUCGCUGCUUCCUCCCGUCGCGUCCCUCACUUCCCCAGCUCUGGCUGGCGCCAGCUCCGCUGGUGGCUACAACUGGUCUAACUCCCUGCGCUCAGGGCCCUUGAGCCCCGCCAUGCUUCCCGGUCCAACUGGCUCCAGUGAUUAUUUUGACAGCAUCGGUCGAGGCUUCCCAACCCCGAACGAAUCGUCCCUUCGCACUGGCCUGACCCCGGGCGGUGGUGGGUCGAUGUUCCCGGCCCCCAGCCCCAAUUCACAAGCUUUACUGCAACAACUCCAGAACGGCGGUGCCACACCGUCCACGAUUGAGUUUCACCGCACCGCGUUGACUGCCCGGAAGAACAGCGGGAAUGGUCAAGGGAAUGAACAAGAUCAAGGCCCGAAUGCGACUAUGGACAUUAAGCCUCAAGUUCCCGCAGAACAGUUUACGCAACACGAUGCCGCCGAUGCUGCCAAUGGUCUCUUCAUGCUAGCUAAGGGUGGUCAAGCGAACAAUAUGCAAGCAAACCAAAAUAUGCAGAAUGAAAAUCGCGCCGCUCGGCGCGUGUCAUCGAACACAAACGGCACCAGUGGUCGUGAGAUGAGCGGUGAGGGAUCGGAGCAGGAACUCUCCAGGCCCUCUGGUAAGGGCAAGGGGAAGAAGAACGCCACCAAAGCAGCCCCGGCUGCUAACAACCGACGCAAGGCUGAAGAUGCUCCCAAGGGAUCUAAUAAGAAGGCCAAACAAAGCAGUCUUGAGCCACCGUCGGAUCUCGACUCGGAUGAUGAAGAUAUGAAGAAGUUCUCCGGAGAUCCUAAAAAGAUGACAGAUGAAGAAAAGAGGCGGAACUUCCUGGAGCGCAACCGCGUCGCUGCCUUGAAAUGUCGCCAACGGAAGAAGCAGUGGUUAGCCAACCUGCAGAACAAGGUUGAGCUAUUCACCACCGAGAAUGAUGCGUUGACCGCUACUGUUACUCAACUUCGUGAGGAGAUUGUGAAUCUCAAGACCCUUCUGCUCGCCCACAAGGACUGUCCCGUCUCCCAAGCUCAGGGACUUGGUCCUCUCAUGAUGAAUGGCAUGUCAACCGGAUACGAUCCCCACGGAUACGCCCACAUGCCCGGCCAAAUGGGCAUGCCGCAAGGCCCAAUUCCCUCUCAGAUGCGACGGGCGUAA